AUGACUUCUACGUCCUUCUCGCUUUCACUGCGUCAUGUCUGUCAUCACAACCACUCCACCUUCAAAUCUUCUUUCACUCUCGGUUUGCCGCAGCUGAUAGUGCGCACUAUUACCGAUUUGGAAAAUGUUGGAAUUGGGUGGGAGAAAGGCGCUGUCGUGGAACCGUGCAAAGAGUACGGCCCAGAGGUCCAAAAGGUCCCUGCCACGACUCCACUGGACCAUGUUCUGUACCUGUUGAAACGCGACGGGGGGGUGUUCAUCAAGGGACUGAUUCCAACCGAGGACGUCGACAAGGCGUACGAUGAAGUGCGCGAAACCCUCGACAACGACGUUGAGUGGGAUGGCAAUUUCUUCCCCAAGGAGACACAGCGAGCCUCUGCGCUCAUCAUGAGAAGCCCGACAUACGUGAAGACGCAGUUGAUGAACCCGCUGUAUCAGCAGGUAAUCCGUCACUUUCUCACCACUCGAAGCUGGUUCUGGUGGGGAGAUGAGAGGAAGGAGUCAGUGUCGAAGCCACAGGUGCACUCCUGCGUUGCCAUGCGCAUCGGGCCUGGAGCGACGGCGCAACCUUUGCACAGAGACGACUACAUCAGCCACAACAUGCACGACGAAGUCGACGCAUGGGACGAUGAGAGGGACAAGCAUCGAGAAUCUGCCGUCGGCAUGUUUGUUGCCGGAUCCAGAGUCACGAAAGAGAACGGAGGGACGGCCUUCAUUCCACGCAGCCACUUGUGGGGCAACGACCGCAAAACGCCGCCACGGGUCGACCAAUGCAUCUUUGCGGACAUGGAGAAAGGGGACGCUUUCAUCAUGCUCGCCUCGGCUUUCCACGGCGGCGGAAACAACACGACAAAAGACGAGAAGCGGCUCGUGUUUUCAACCUUCUCUGUUCGAGGCUACCUUCGUCAAGAAGAGAAUCAGUUCCUGGCUGUUUCUCAGGAAGCGGCGAGGAGGUACGACCGGUCUGUGCAGGACUUCAUGGGCUAUUCCAUGAGUGAACCUGCAGGCGGGUGGGUUGAGCAGAUGGAUCCUAUAUAUGCCUUGAGGCCGGAGCUGAAGGAAGUCUGCAAGCGAUGUACCCUCAAAGGCCUGCACUGCGAGGGCUAUCCACCCCGGUUUCAGUUCUUGGAGUACGGGGGAGGAGCUUUGCCCAGCACGGCUAGUGGGCCUCGUGCCCAACCCGACUUGUUGACCCAGCAGACACCCAGCCAGAACAGGAAAGAGAGCGCGCAGCACUUGAGCAUACAAGACCGCUUGGGCUCCGUGACACUGGGGGACUUGCCCGACUGUCCGCUCAUCACCCCCGAAUCGUCCCUGUCGCCCAAAAGUGAGACGCCCUUUGAGCGCGCGAGCCUCGUCGACGACGUCCUAAGCACCAGCCAUGCGCAGAGGCUGCUGGUUCACUUCGACACGGUGCUGUGCGACAAGCUGGCAAUCGCCACGACGGGAACACUCAACCCGUUUCGCGCAUAUGUGCUCCCUCUCUCGUACCAGCACACGGGCACCCUACAUGCCUUGCUUGGACUGACGGCCUAUCAUCUCGAAUCGUCAGGCGUAGACACGACCAAAGCAAACAGCACGGCCGCACUUCAACACAAACUGUCGGCCAUCCAGUCUCUCAGCGGGCUGCUCCUGAAGGAAGAGAUAUCGGGAUUGUCAGAAAGGGAAGAAGAAGUCGCCCUCGUCAUGGUGUUGCUGCUGGUGCUCCAGGACGUGUGCGAGUCGGGCAUAUCCACCCACGGAGCCCACAUCACCGGCGUGACCUUCCUCUGCCGGCGCAUCGUCGAGCGCCCCGCCGAAUCGCGGUCACCGUUCAAGAUGUUCACCAUCUCCUGCCUCGCCUGGUUGGACGCCCUGCGAGGCUUCAGCGGGCCCGAGAAGAUGGCCUAUUCCGACGAAGUGCGCAGAUGCAUCCUCGAUGCCCGCGGCGGGAGCCUGGAAACCCUGGUCGGCUGUCCCGCCGAGAUAUUCUUCGAGAUCGGCAAGGUCCUCACCGUCGGCAAAGAGCACGUCAACGGGACCGUGUCGAUGGAGGACUUCCGGCCGGUCCUGGACGCUUCCGAAGCUUACCUCCGAAGCUGGGAUCCGGAUCGAGCCAGCUUCCCCACGCCAGCGCCCGAGUGGAAGCUGCUCGCAGACGCGUACCGCCAUGCCAGCAUCCUCCGCGUGCUGCGCUUCCCCGAGCCGUUGGCGUCGUAUCCAGCCGACGAGCCCGUCAUCAGAGAAUCGGUGGCGGCAAUCCUGGAUGUGGCUGCGAAGAUGGCCAUGGACUCGCCCUUCUACAAGCGGCUCCUCUUCCCGCUGUUCCUGGCGGGCGCCGAGACCAGCUCGCCGCAUCAGUACCACUACGUGCAGCUGUGCAUCGGCGAGAUCAAGAAAGCAACGGGCUUCCAGCAUCAAGCCAUGACGGACCUUUUGAAGAAGGUGUGGGAGGUCAGGCAAGAGAGCCCGCAAAGGCGCAGGAACGUGUCGUGGACGGAAUGGACCUGUUCCUCGGCGCUGAAAGUCCAGCACGCAUUUCUGUUCUUCUGA
Molecule: messenger RNA, 2532 nt
Organism: Diplodia corticola
Lineage: Eukaryota; Fungi; Ascomycota; Dothideomycetes; Botryosphaeriales; Botryosphaeriaceae
Product: phytanoyl-dioxygenase family protein
Exons: 7
Coding region: 1-2532 (843 amino acids)
Biological process (GO): positive regulation of transcription by RNA polymerase II
Cellular component (GO): nucleus
Molecular function (GO): transcription cis-regulatory region binding; DNA-binding transcription factor activity
Source: RefSeq, a predicted model, not a curated record